Molecule: messenger RNA, 1868 nt
Organism: Lycium barbarum (goji berry)
Lineage: Eukaryota; Viridiplantae; Streptophyta; Magnoliopsida; Solanales; Solanaceae
Product: LRR receptor-like serine/threonine-protein kinase ERL1
Exons: 1
Coding region: 358-1581 (407 amino acids)
Molecular function (GO): protein binding
Source: RefSeq, a predicted model, not a curated record
CACAACAUUAACUAUAUCCAAAAAAUAAGUAGAAAAACAUUAACUCUGUACCUCCUGUCUUGUAAAGAGCAGAAAGUGACCGUAGAAAAACUAUCUGCUAGUCAAUUUCAUUCACCUUCUUCUCUCCUAAGCCACCAAAAAAAAACAAAUUUCUUAUACCAAUUGUGUUGAAGAAGAUUCAGCCAUUACCAAAAAGCUUUUGCUUGUCUGUGAAGUUUUUUUUUUUUUUUUUGCCUUUUCUGUUGGUUUCCAUUAAAGCUUUUGACACGAGAGGUUGUUGGCAAACCAAAUAAAGUUUCAAUCUUUACCUUAUAUAAGCCCCUUUGUAUCAUUCUUCUCUUCAGCUAUACGGUAAAUAUGAUACCAUUCUUUGUUUUUUUGACUCCCCUGUUUUUUCUUCUGCAAAAUAGUUUCUUUGUACAUGGGAUUUUAGACCCAAUUGAUUUCUUAGCUUUACAAGCGAUUCGGAAAAGCUUAGAUGAUUUACCAGGGUCGAAAUAUUUUGCUUCAUGGGAUUUCACCUCUGAGCCAUGUGACUUCGCUGGAGUUUACUGCAGUGGAAAUAAAGUGAUCGCACUGAAUCUUGGUGAUCCAAGAGCCGGGUCACCGGGUUUAACCGGAAAUUUGGAUCCUUCUAUUGGGAAACUCUCUGAUCUUGCGGAGUUUACAGUGGUUCCGGGUCGGAUAACGGGUCCAUUACCCGAAAGUAUUUCUCAGUUGAAAAACCUGAGGUUUCUUGGAGUUAGCCGGAAUUUUCUUUCCGGUGAUAUUCCGGCUUCAUUAGGCCAACUUAGGGGGUUACAAACACUUGACCUUAGUUUUAAUCAGCUUACUGGUAAUAUCCCUUGGGCUAUUGGAGCACUUCCAACAUUGUCCAACGUUAUAUUAUGUCACAACCAUUUGUCUGGUUCAAUACCACCUUUUGUGUCCCAAAGAUUAACCCGUUUAGACCUUAAACACAACGAACUUUCUGGCACCCUUUUGCCUAAUUCACUUCCUUCAUCACUUGAAUACUUGUCAUUGUCAUGGAACCAGUUAUCAGGUCCAGUUGAUUAUCUUUUAACUCGGUUGAACCAGUUGAACUACCUUGAUCUUAGCUUGAACCGGUUCACUGGCUGCAUUCCAGGAAUCUUGUUUACUUUCCCACUCACAAAUCUUCAACUACAAAGGAAUUUAUUUACUGGUCCGGUUUUACCCAUGUCACAAGUGACAAUACCAACGGUGGAUAUCAGUUUUAACAGGUUUUUUGGGGAGAUAUCACCAUUGUUGUCUAAUGUGCAGAAUUUGUAUCUGAAUAAUAACCGGUUCACUGGUCAGGUUCCAGCGGUUUUGGUGGACCGGUUGUUAGCAGCAGGGAUACAGGUUUUGUAUUUACAGCAUAAUUUUCUGACAGGGAUUGAGAUUAAACCAACGGUGGAGAUUCCGGUUAGCAGUUCACUGUGUUUGCAGUAUAAUUGCAUGAUUCCGCCGGUUCAGACCGCUUGUCCGUUGAAAGCCGGGAAGCAGAAGAGUAGGCCUACAAAUCAGUGUGUGGAGUGGAAGGGGCAAAAGGGUGAAAAAACAAACAAUAUUAAAGGAUAAAUUAUGGUUUGAUUGUUCUUUUUUAUUUGAUUCAUUAUUUAAUUUUUUCCUGUUUGUGGUGAAAUUAUUAUGGGGUUAAAAAAUAAGAAAGUAAAUGUGCAUAAAGGAGAGAAAAUUCGAGUAAAAGUGGGGAAGGGUGGAUUGACCUUCCUAUUAUUUUUAUGUUAUGUUUUCUAUUAAGCUAAAAGUGUGACUAACAAUUUUGGCAUUUCUUUUUUGUAAUUAGGUUAUAAUAUUUUGCUGCUUAUUCAAUUUAUAUUGGGUUCCCAUUAUAUCCUUUAUACGGU